Molecule: messenger RNA, 2696 nt
Organism: Populus euphratica (Euphrates poplar)
Lineage: Eukaryota; Viridiplantae; Streptophyta; Magnoliopsida; Malpighiales; Salicaceae
Exons: 5
Coding region: 1-2565 (854 amino acids)
Biological process (GO): meristem maintenance; meristem development
Source: RefSeq, a predicted model, not a curated record
AUGGUUAAUAAUUCAAAGAUUUCAAGGAUUUGUACAGUACCUAGCCUACAGGCUUAUGAAUCACAUGACACAGCAACUUCAUUGAGUUUGGGUUCGGGUUCGGCUCGGUGCUACAAGCUUGGUCCGUGUUUUGAUUCAUCAUCAUCUGUUGAAGAAGAUAACAAACCUGUAGCUGCAAGGUUGUCUAAAUAUUACCCUUCCGAGAAAGCCAAAAUUCUGGUGCAGAAUUUCUCAAGUUUGGUUUCGUGGCAGAGCUGGUGCAAAAAUUCCAGCCCAAUUGUUGGAUGGCAUCUACCAGACGAAACUUACUGUAAUUGGGUUAAGAAGUUGGAAAAGAGACUUGAACAGAAAUGGCGCGACCUCCGUAUUUAUGAAGCGAUUAUGCUGUCUACACGUCUCAUUUCCUUUGACAGUCCUCUCAUGUCUGCACUCAUGUGCUUUUGGGACAAAAGUUGCAAUGCUUUCCUCCUCCCUGAAGGUCCGAUGGGAAUAACAAUGGAGGAUGUGGUCGCAAUCACCAGUUGUUCCCCAGUUGGCAUUGAGUUAUCUACAUUAGGGACUGACCCGCCAGAUGUAAAGAACACUUAUCUAGGGAUUGGUGUAUCUAGUUACGGCAAUUUUGUGACUAGAGCUAUGUCGCUCAGAGAUAAAGAACAAGAGGAAAUGGCUUUCUACUUGUACUGGAUAUGCAAGUUUGUUGUUUGCAAUCGCUCAGUCAUGGUUCUGAAGGGCUUUCAAUGUGUGGCUGAGACCAUCUUUCAUGCAAAGGGUCCAAUAGCGCUUGCCCCUUUUCUUCUUGGCCUUGCCUAUAAUUGCCUAGGCAACAUUCUCAGAUCAGAUUUCAGUGAACAUGUGAGUGGGCCUCUAUGGCUGGUGGUGCUAUGGGCGCAGGCUUAUUUUAAUCCUAUUGCAGCUAGUAGUAUAUCUACACAUCUUCAAAGCUCAAGGCAACAAAAAUUUAAUGGCAUAUACUCAUAUGGGGAUUACAUAAUUUUCAGCCAGGUUCAUUACGAGAAAACUUUCGGGGAAUGUUUCGACUAUUUGACUGACAGCAAAAGGAAACGCCAAGGAGAGGAAUGGAACCCAUUUCUUAAAAGGGAAUUUGGUGCUGACUGGUUCCGUGCUUUCACGCUUCAUCAGAAACACACUAGAGAUGAAAAGGAUGCCUGGAAAGCAGUUCUCAUUGCUCGAGAUUUACCAGCAUAUUUUAGUCCUCCUUCAUUUUUCCUUGAACCUUACUCCCCAAAUCAGUUUGCUAGGCAACUUGGACACCUCCAAUCAGUUCCUGUCCCUUUCUACCAAACUAUCAACCAGCCUUGGCAUUCUAGGAACACUGUGGCUGCUAAUGUUCUUAAGCAUGCAGAGAAGGACUAUUUCAUCAGAAAGUCUGCGAUGUCACAGGUACAUCAGAUUCAUUGGUUCCCAUCUUCAGAUCAUGCCUUUGAUUUUUGGUGGUUAUGGUGCUGGGCAAAUGUUGCUUCAUAUGUCUCUGAGGCAAAGAAACAUUUUGUUUCCAAGUUUGGCAAUGGUCCCAGGAAGAUGCAUAAGAAACGCCGUGCAACACGUACUCAGAAGUUGCAAAGAGCUCCAAAACGUAGAGCAAGAAUGGUUUCAGCUCUUUUAGAACCAUUCCCCGAAGGAAGAGGUGGAGGAAAAGUAGAAGUAGUAGUAGAGGAAGAAUCAUCAUCGUCAUCAUCAGAAGAUCUGCCUUCUAAUAAAGAAGGAAAAGGAAAAGAAGUAGAAGAUGGCGAAGAAUCAUCAUCAUCAAAAGAUGAAGAAGAAGAAGAAGAAGAAGAAGAAGAAGAUGAUGAUGAUGAUGAUGUUGAUAUGCCUUUGACAAAGUUACGACAUCAGAAGCCCUCUGCUGAUGAAAAUGACAUGACAUUAGAAGAGUAUCCAUCCUCUGAAGAUCCCGUAAACACUGAGCAUGAUCAGGAUGCCAUUGGAGAAGGUGACUUCACUCCUCAACAGAACCAUGGCCCAGCUGUGAAUGUUGAACAACAGAGAAAGAAGCUUAAACAGUACAUGGACAUGUCAAUAGAGUCCAUUUACGUGAGUGAUCAAUUGAACAACAUGGAGAGAACUGUUGACGCAAUCUAUCAUCAUUCAGGUGAUGCGUUAGAGACCCCCAUUCUGGGAGAUCUAAGGAAACAACUGACUGGCCUAAAAAAUAAGAUCCCAUCUCUCUUGGCUUCAAUCAAAUCUGCGGAAUCUGAAUGCGAGUCUCUUCACAAACAAAAUCCUGAUCUGCCAGCUAAGCUAAACCAAGAGAAAUUGGCAUUACAAGCUGACGAAUCAUGUCUGUCAGAGCUCACAAUUGAAGAAGCUAUACUUGAACUAGAAAUCCAAAAACUAAUGGCAAAGAAAGCAUCAGUUCUUUCUCAGAAAGCCUCGGCAACUGAGAGGGCUGAGAGGAGAAAGCAGAAAAUGGAAGAGCUCAAGAACAUAGAGGAAAGCAUCAAGAAGGCAGAGUACAGUUGUUUCCAAAAGAGAAAUGAAAUGAGUAAAGUAAAUGCAACCAUUAACGCGACUUUGAUGGACGCCAAAAGGGUUUUGUUCAAAUGAUUUUUUAUUCUUUUCGUUUAGCAAAUACAUGUAACUGUGAACCUUGUAGUCCUUGCCUUGUCAAACAAAACAACAUUCAACGUUAUAUUUCUCAAAGUGGAAUGACAUGUAAUGUAGGUUUUUACUUGCCC